AGGCCCUUCGGCUCCAGUGGUGGCCUUGUCGGCGCGGCAGGGCCCGUCCGGUAAGGUACCCCCCUUCCCCCCAAGGGGGCGCCCCAGCGCGCUCCCCUCGCCGCCCUCCCGCGCCCAGGGCCGCAUCUAGGGUAUCCCCGAGGAUGCAGGGUUCCGAUGUCGAGGGUUGGAAGAAGCAGGUGACCGCUGCCGACCGCAUGUCGGCCGCUAUGAGGUCCAACGACUUCCUCGUGGCCUGGCUCGUCCCCGCCGCGGUCUUCAUGUUCCUGCUGGUCCUCUACGCGUGCGCGUUCAUGCAGGCUCCCCUCGUCUGCGGCGCCUUCUCCUGUGUGGCCUUCGCGGCCACGCUGGUCUGCGCCCUGUGCCACGCGAGGCGCCCCGCGAUGCUGCCGCUCGCGCUGUCGAUGCUCGUGGCCACGGCGAUGGGCACGCUCUUCGGGCUGUACUGCUACGACUCUUACUCAAUCUACCCCAGGUUCUACUCCAACGCUCGCACCUACGACAACGUCGUCGCUUCCGAGCCUGCGGCCGCGGUGGCCGACGCGGGCAAGAUCGCCUUCACCACCGAGAGCUACGUGAGCGCCAAGGAGGCUGCAGGCUACGUCACGGAGUCCGGCACCAUAUCCACGCGUUGGCGGAUACUGUGUCGCUCCAGUCCGAGACAGCGCGACCGCGAAGACCAUAGAGUUCUGGGCGGCGGGCGUCGGUUGCUGCGACGGUGUGGGCACCUUCACGUGCGACUCCGCGGCCGACAGCGAUGCGCACGCGGGCGCCGUGAUCUUCGACGGCCUGGACGCAUUCACGACUUCCAGGCGCAGCUACUACGAGAAGGCCCGGGCGAAGGCCAUGGCGGAGUACGGGCUGCUGGCGCCGACCGAGCCCAUGUAUGUGCGAUGGGUGGAGACCAGCAACUUGAACAUGCUGUCCACCUACUACAAGGUCCAGGCGAUCAUAUUCGUGGUUGUCAGCUCCGCCGUCUUCGGCUGCGCCUUCGCGGCGCUGGCGUAUGUGAUGGUGCCCUUCUCGGUCCUCGGCCAGACCAAGCGCUAGUCGUGAGCGGAUGGCGGUGCCCCGCGCAGGCCCCGGUGAUCUUUGGGGGCGGGCCGAUCAUCCUCCACAGUCAGCGGGCCGAUCAAUUACACGCCUCCCAGCGUCCCGAACAAGGCAAGGCACAACGACCAGCGCCCUCCCACGACCCUGGGCUUCCUGCGACUCGGGGGGGGGGGAGGACGCGGGGGCCCCAUGUCUGCAAGUUAGGAACUUGUUGUGCAGUGCGGCGCUUCGGGGGCAGGCUGGUUGGAGCGACUGUUGCUGUUGCAUGACGUGUUGCGAUCUCAUCGUUGCGAUGCCUUCGGUGAUUACAUGUAUGCCCGUGCGCUUGCGGGACGGACUGAUCUUCCUUCUCGCCCACCUCCCUUCUUCUCAGGUGUGUGCGCUUCUCCUCCGCCUCUGUCCCACUCGUCCUGGCUCCUGGCUCCACCCGAAAGGGGAAGGAGUCACAAUCGAUAUCCCCUGUGCGUUUCCCCAUCCAGUUGGGGUCAUUGGCCGCGGAUGCGAAA
Molecule: messenger RNA, 1559 nt
Organism: Prorocentrum cordatum
Lineage: Eukaryota; Dinophyceae; Prorocentrales; Prorocentraceae
Source: the annotation of a GenBank genome assembly